CAAAGCUUGUGAUAAAGGUUGAGCUAAUAGUGGUUUCCUAUUGCGCUAUGCAGGUCGAGAACUGCAUCUCGCCAGCGAGUGAUCUUUCCAAGAAAUUUAUGAAUGUGGGCAGUGGCUUUCCGAGCUCCGAUGGAUCAGAGCUUUCGCUGCAGGACCAUCCUAUUAUAUCUGCAAGUGACAACCUGGAGAGAAGUUCACCUCUGAAAAAAAACUCUAGGGAGAUGACGAAUCAGUCAGAGGCAGACAAUUUUCCCGACUCCAAGGACGCGUCGGGGGACGUCCAGAGGGGCAAACUCUCUCCUGAUCUUCACGGAGUCACUGACAUCCGUCAUAGUUUCGAUGGAUCUGCAGGAGAACGGUGCAUCUUUUCUCCAUCUACCCAACCGCAGUCAGUCUCAGCAGCUCCCAGUGCCAUGUUCCCGUACCCGAGCCAGCAUGGACCAGCGCACCCGGCUUUUUCUAUCGGAAGUCCCAGCCGCUACAUGGCCCACCACCCGGUUAUAACUAAUGGAGCUUACAACAGCCUUCUGACCAACACUUCUCCUCAAGGCUACCCGGCGGCGGGCUACCCUUACGCACAGCAGUAUGGACACACGUACCAAGGAGGCGCUUUUUACCAGUUCUCUUCAGCGCAAGGAGGACUGGUUCCGGGGAAAGCGCAGGUGUAUCUGUGCAACAGGGCCUUGUGGUUGAAGUUUCACCGGCACCAGACAGAGAUGAUCAUCACAAAGCAAGGAAGACGAAUGUUUCCAUUUUUAAGCUUCAACAUCUCUGGCCUUGACCCAACUGCUCACUACAAUAUAUUUGUGGAUAUUAUACUCGCUGAUCCAAACCACUGGCGCUUUCAGGGAGGAAAGUGGGUGCCGUGUGGAAAAGCAGACACGAAUAUAACAGGAAAUAGAGUUUACAUGCACCCGGAUUCACCAAACACUGGUGCGCACUGGAUGCGUCAGGAAAUAUCAUUUGGGAAACUUAAGCUCACAAACAACAAAGGUGCCUCUAACAACACGGGGCAGAUGGUGGUUCUUCAGUCUCUGCACAAAUACCAGCCCAGGCUCCAUGUGGUGGAAGUGAACGAGGAUGGGACAGAAGACACCAGCCAACCUGGAAGAGUCCAGACUUUCACCUUCACAGAAACGCAGUUCGUCGCCGUCACAGCUUAUCAGAACACUGAUAUAACGCAACUGAAAAUCGACCACAAUCCGUUUGCUAAAGGAUUUCGAGACAACUAUGACACUGUCUACACAGGCUGCGACAUUGACCGCCUCACUCCAUCACCGGGUGACUCUCCGCGUUCACAAAUCGUUCCGGGUGCGAGAUACGCCAUGCACAGCUCUCUACUGCAGGACCAGUUUGUCAGCACUUAUGCCAAAUCUCGCUUUCACCCUGGCGUGGGGACUGCUCCUGGCACGGAGCGCAGCGUCCCACUCGGCAACAGCUUGCUGUCCCCGCAGCAAACCGAGGAGCCCACUGUUGCCUCCCCCCCGCAGCGAUGGUUCGUCACCCCUGCCAACAACCGACUGGACUUUGCCGCCUCGGCAUACGACGCCGCUGAUUUCGCCGGUAACGCGGCCACCUUGCUGUCCUACGCGGCGGCCGGAGUGAAGGCUCUUCCGCUGCCGACGGCGGGCUGCUCCAACCGGGCUCUUGGCUAUUACGCAGACCCGUCGGGGUGGGGAGGACGCACGCCGCCGCAGUACUGUGGCGUCAACAGCAAACCCAGCUCGGUGUUUUCCUGCUGGCCCGCAAACUCUAUCAGUGGCAGAGCCGGAGCCAACUACCUGCAGGCCGAGGAGGUGGGCGACUCCAUCCCCACGGAGAGAUCGCCCAUCAGCGGCGCCGAGGAGACCAAACCCAAGGACAUGACAUCCGAGUCGAGCUGGAUAGAGACGCCGUCCUCCAUCAAGUCCAUCGACUCGAGCGAUUCUGGGAUCUUUGAACAGGCCAAAAGGAGGAGAAUCUCGCCCUCUGCCACGCCGGUGUCAGAGACUGUGUCCCCGCUGAAAUCAGAGCUGCUGGCACCGAGGGAGUGUGAGAAGAACUGCACAAAGGACAUUGGUUAUUACAGUUUCUACCCUCACAGUUAA
Solea solea (common sole) is the source of this 2087-nucleotide messenger RNA. It is a transcript of the gene tbr1b, whose product is annotated as T-box brain transcription factor 1b. Gene Ontology annotation, cellular component: nucleus. The transcript has 6 exons. Gene Ontology annotation, biological process: regulation of neuron projection development; commitment of neuronal cell to specific neuron type in forebrain; positive regulation of DNA-templated transcription. The record is from RefSeq and is a predicted model, not a curated record. Gene Ontology annotation, molecular function: DNA-binding transcription factor activity, RNA polymerase II-specific; RNA polymerase II cis-regulatory region sequence-specific DNA binding. Bases 48 to 2087 code for a protein of 679 amino acids. NCBI's taxonomy places the organism in Eukaryota, Metazoa, Chordata, Actinopteri, Pleuronectiformes, Soleidae.